AUGGUGCUCGCGGCCCCGCUGCUGCUGGGCUUCCUGCUCCUCGCCCUGGAGCUGCGGCCCCGGGGGGAGGCGGCCGAGGGACCCGCGGUGGCGGCGGCGGAGGCGGCGGCGGCGGGGGUCGGGGGGGAGCGCUCGAGCCGGCCGGCCGCGUCCGCGGCGCCCGAGCCCGACGGCUGCCCGGUGUGCGUGUGGCGGCAGCACAGCCGCGAGCUGCGCCUGGAGAGCAUCAAGUCGCAGAUCCUGAGCAAACUGAGGCUCAAGGAGGCGCCCAACAUCAGCCGCGAGGUGGUGAAGCAGCUGCUGCCCAAGGCGCCGCCGCUGCAGCAGAUUCUGGACCUGCACGACUUCCAGGGGGACGCGCUGCAGCCCGAGGACUUCCUGGAGGAGGACGAGUACCACGCCACCACGGAGACUGUCAUCAGCAUGGCCCAGGAGACGGACCCUGCGGUGCAGACAGAUGGCAGCCCUCUCUGCUGUCAUUUCCACUUCAGCCCCAAGGUGAUGUUCACGAAGGUACUAAAGGCCCAGCUGUGGGUGUACCUACGGCCCGUGCCCCGCCCAGCCACAGUCUACCUGCAGAUCUUGCGGCUGAAACCCCUAACUGGGGAAGGGACUCCUGGGGGAGGGGGGGGAGGCCGACGUCACAUCCGUAUCCGAUCACUCAAGAUUGAGCUGCACUCCCGCUCCGGCCACUGGCAGAGCAUCGACUUCAAGCAAGUGCUACACAGCUGGUUUCGCCAGCCACAGAGCAACUGGGGCAUCGAGAUCAACGCCUUUGAUCCCAGUGGCACAGACCUGGCUGUCACCUCUCUGGGGCCAGGAGCUGAGGGGCUGCAUCCUUUCAUGGAGCUUCGAGUCCUAGAGAACACAAAGCGGUCCCGGCGGAACCUGGGCCUGGACUGCGAUGAGCACUCGAGUGAGUCCCGCUGCUGCCGAUAUCCCCUCACAGUGGACUUUGAGGCUUUCGGCUGGGACUGGAUCAUCGCACCUAAACGCUACAAGGCCAACUACUGCUCGGGCCAGUGCGAGUACAUGUUCAUGCAAAAGUAUCCGCACACCCACCUGGUGCAACAGGCUAAUCCAAGAGGUUCUGCUGGGCCCUGCUGUACUCCCACCAAGAUGUCCCCAAUCAACAUGCUCUACUUCAAUGACAAGCAGCAGAUUAUCUACGGCAAGAUCCCUGGCAUGGUGGUGGAUCGCUGUGGCUGCUCCUAAGGUGGGGGACAGAGGAUGCCUCCUCCACAGGCCCUACCCCUAGAUCCCAGCCCUGACCCCCUUCCCCCACAGGCCCUAGAUCUCCCUCCACCUCUUCUCAUGAGCAUCACAUCUUGUUCCCUGCCCAAGCAGUGUGCAAUACAAUAGAGGGAGGCAGGUGGGGA
This is a messenger RNA of Eptesicus fuscus (big brown bat), 1379 nucleotides long. RefSeq names its product growth differentiation factor 11 (gene GDF11). Lineage: Eukaryota; Metazoa; Chordata; Mammalia; Chiroptera; Vespertilionidae. Bases 1 to 1215 code for a protein of 404 amino acids. Gene Ontology annotation, biological process: SMAD protein signal transduction. The record is from RefSeq and is a predicted model, not a curated record. Gene Ontology annotation, cellular component: extracellular region. Gene Ontology annotation, molecular function: cytokine activity; growth factor activity. The transcript has 3 exons.